Molecule: messenger RNA, 2175 nt
Organism: Dermacentor silvarum
Lineage: Eukaryota; Metazoa; Arthropoda; Arachnida; Ixodida; Ixodidae
Product: neprilysin-2
Exons: 2
Coding region: 1-2175 (724 amino acids)
Biological process (GO): protein processing
Cellular component (GO): plasma membrane
Molecular function (GO): metalloendopeptidase activity
Source: RefSeq, a predicted model, not a curated record
AUGGGUCAGGAGCCGUCAAGUGGCUCUGAGGAGAGCCUCCACGUUCCGCGAGCGGCCGGGGGUGCCGCUGGGCGCGGAACCGGACUCGCCAUCCGAGAGGUCACCCAUCGUGAGGGUGCUGGGCUGGAUGGCUACAUGUUGAGUGUAGUGACUCAGGCGUUGGCACAGUUCAAGAAAAGAAGCAUGCGCAUCGCUCUCGCCGCCGUAGCCCUGGUCACUGUCACCGUGGUUGCUGUGGAAAUUCUACUGACCAGGCAGAAACUGGAAAUCGGCGGAAAGAAGCUUUGUCACACGAAGGACUGCCUCACGCACGCUAACCUGCUCUUGCGCGCCGUUAACACGAGCAUUGACCCGUGCGAAGAUCUGUACGGCCACGUGUGCUCUCGUUGGUUACCGGACAGCAGGUAUCGCGACCACGCCAAGUCCACAUUGGACGAAAUGAUGUUCGCUUGGUACGAGGGAUUCAACACAACCCUCAGUCAUGGGACGCUCGUGCUGCCUGUGGGGAAGAAAGUCCGCGCCAUGUAUGACACUUGUAUGGCCAGUGAACCAAUAUUCGGCGAGUCGGUGGCUGCAUUGAUCGAUUUGCUCCACCAGUACGGGUUACGAUGGCCGGAGGCAUCCGAGUCGAACGUGACAGCUCUUGGCGUGCUCAUCGCUCUCGACGUUGACUUCCAGGCGCCGUUCUGGUUUGUUGUCAGAACACGAAAACUAGGACGGACGCGGGCAGUUGUAAUCUCGCCCAGUCCCUAUAUUCCCAUAUUCCGGCAGGACCAUCUGACCGUAAUGGUCAGUGGGAAGUACGUCAAGUAUUGGAGGCUCUUCGAGUCUGUCGUCCUUAACAAGUCCGGGCCCGUCGCCAGCGAUGAAGAUAUCUUGAAAGCAGCUCGCAUGGAGGCCAACAUACUGACGUCGCUGGACAGUGCCUACAACGCACAGCCAAAGUCUUCUGCGGUGUUUUCCCUUGGGAAAAUCGAACGGCACACGCAGCCGUUGUCAUCUGAGGACUGGAUUAAAGAGCUCAAUGCCAAGAUGCAACUCGAUUCAGCACUGACAAGGAGUGAUAAAGUGGUUACAGAUGAUGACCGUUACCUGCAAGCGAUCGGUAGCAUCUUCGCGAACUACAGUAACGAAGAGCUCCUGCGUCACUUAGCUUGGCACGUUAUUCAGCAGUACGCGACUGUUGCCAGCUAUAGGUUACUCCGUGCACGGUUCGGAAGUGGCGAAAGGUUAUCGUUCUACCGGCCCGUCUUCUGUGCCACUAACGUCGAGGUGUCCUACAAGGCACUCGUUCUCGCCUUGUACGUCGUGUCCAGGUCACAGCCCGAUGGCCUUGACUUUAUCACCGACGCCUUCGACAGCCUGAAGGAGACCUUGUUCGAAAAAGUCAAUGCCUCCCGCUGGCUCGACGUGACCAGCAAACGAAUGCUCGGCCAGAAGAUCUCAGUGUUGGCGACCCGUUUGUGGCCGCUGCCAGAAUUCCUCCGCAACGACACACUCGAGGCCGUUUACUUUGAUUUCCCUGAUAACGAGACGUCUUUCGGUGACUACUGGGUCAAGUCGCGGCUGUUGCUGAAGAAGCUCAACAACAGGGCGCCUGGCUACGAGUACGUACUCGAACUGCCCGGAAACAACUCGCCCAAGUACGUCCUUUUCAAUUACAUGAUGAACAGCGUAGACGUGGCAAUCGGAGCAGUUUCGAGACCACUAUUCUAUCCACAAGGUACACGCGCGAUGAUGUACGGUGGGCUCGGGUUUUCCAUGGCGUUGCAGUUGGUGAAAACAAUGGACAGCGAAGGCCUGAAGUGGCAUCCUCGUCUUGGCCAGGCCAAUUCCAUCAAGUCGCCGCCCACAAUGAGCGCCUACCAAACUAAAGAUGGCUGCCUAAAGGAACAGGGAUUCCGGAGCGUGUUUCCCGAGAUUCCGGCUAUGGAGAUUACCUACGCUGCUUACGUGAAAUCCAACGAGACGCAUCCGCCGAUCGAUCACACACUGCCCGAAGACAAGGUCUUUUUCUUGACCCUCUGCUACAUGACCUGCUCACAACGUGGACACAAAAAUCCUUCCGCAGCCGACUGCAACAAAGCCGUGCGUGGCUCUUCCGCCUUCGCCAAAGCGUUUUCUUGCUCUAAGGGGUCCGCGAUGAACCCGGAGAAAACAUGCAGUUUCUUGUGA